GGUGCUAUGAAAGCUUCGAUUUGGAGAAAUUUUGCCUUUUAUUUUUUACAGAAGCAAGAAUGUUCACUGUGUGGAAGACAAUGAUUCCUGCACUUUGGUUGUCCUGCUUGGUGCUUCUUUUGCCAACAGACUCUUGCAGGAUACUGUGCCAGGCCACCAGCCAAAGCAAGGGGAAGGUGACACCCAGGCCACAUGCUGCAUGUGACGGUGCCUGUGAGAACAAUACCACUCCCUGCUUUCAGCCUUGCCCCCCAGACAGUGAGGGCAACAUGGAAUUUGCCUGUAAGGCCAGGAAAUGGCACAAAGUCACCGAAACCUGCCACACUCUUAAUGCCGUCAGCAUCUUUGAGGAGGAUGUGGAAUUAUAUUCUCUUCAGCCAUCUGAAUCAACUAUCCGUACAAAUGACUUUCAUAGACGACCUGAAACCAUAACAGAGAUAUUGAUGGAAAAAUGUCCAAAGGAUUUGUCUUGUGCCAUCAGAAGCAUUAAGAAGUCUCCCCGGACACCAGGGAACAUUGCUGUGGUGGUACAGCUCCUACAUAACGUCUCAGCAGCCCUAACCAAAGAGAUCAAUGAGGAAAAGAUGCAGAGUUACAGUGCCAUGGCGAAUCACAUUCUUAACAGCAAAAGCAUAUCAAAUUGGACCUUCGUCCAAGACAGAAACAGCAGCUGUGUCUUGCUUCAAUCAAUCAAUUCCUUUGCAAGCAAGCUGCUUAUGAAGGAUCAGCUCAUCAACAUAUCACAUGUCUUCAUUCAGACCCUGGGUACUGUCAUAUCCAGGGGCAGCCUUGGGAAGAAUUUGACGUUCUCAAUGCGAAUUAAUGAUAGCAGUGAUGAGGUCACUGGGAGGGUACUGCUCACGACUGAAGGGCUUCAGAAGGUACCUUCUUCGCUCCAGGUCAUCAGUAUUGCUUUUCCAACUCUUGGGGCCAUCCUGGAGGCCAGCCUUUCGGAAAAUAUGACGGUGAAUGGGCUUGUCCUGUCUGUCAUUUUGCCUGAGGAGCUUAAAAAAAUCUCAUUGGUAUUUGAGAAGAUCAGGAAAUCAGAAGAGAGGAAGUCCCAGUGUGUGGGCUGGCACGCCCUGGAGCGCAGAUGGGACCAAAGUGCUUGUAAAAUGAUUAAAGAAAACUCCCGGCAAGCAGUUUGCCGCUGUUGGCCAAACACGUCAUUUGCCUCUUUUUCUAUUCUCAUGUCACCUGACACCUUGGAUAGCCCCGUUCUAAUUUAUAUCACAUACAUAGGCUUGGGCGUUUCCAUCUGCAGCUUGAUCAUCUGCUUGUCCAUUGAGGCCUUAGUCUGGAAUCAAGUGACGAAGACCGAGAUCUCAUAUUUACGUCACCUGUGCAUUGCAAACAUUGCGGCCACCUUGCUGAUGGCCGAUGCGUGGUUCAUUGUGGCUUCUUUCCUCAGUGGCCCAAUAUUACACCACAAUGGAUGUGUGGCUGCCACGUUUUUUGUUCAUUUCUUUUACCUGGCUGUGUUCUUCUGGAUGCUUGCCAAAGCCGUCCUUAUCCUCUAUGGAAUUCUGAUCGUGUUCCAUACACUGCCCAAGUCAUGCCUGGUGGCAUCUCUCUUUUCUGUGGGCUACGGAUGCCCUUUGGUCAUUGCUGUCAUCACACUUGCUGUCACGGAGCCCAGAAAAGGCUACCUCCGGCCUGAGGCCUGCUGGCUUAACUGGGACCUGACCAAAGCUCUUCUGGCUUUUGUGGUCCCAGCUCUGGUCAUCGUGGUCGUAAACCUCAUUACGGUCGCACUGGUUGUCAUCAAGACCCAGAGAGCUGCAAUUGGUAGCUCCAUGUUCCAGGAAAUAAGAGCCAUCGUGAGGAUCUGCAAGAACAUUGCCAUCCUCACGCCACUGCUGGGGCUAACCUGGGGCUUCGGAAUAGCCACGGUCAUCGAUGGCAGCUCCCUGGCUUUCCACAUCAUUUUCUCCUUGCUCAACGCACUGCAGGGCUUCUUCAUCCUGGUGUUUGGAACAAUCCUGGAUCCAAAGAUAAGAGAAGCCUUAAAGAGCCGAGUAACACCUGCCAAAUGGGUUUCCAGAGCAUCAGAGGUAAACACUGUGUUUUUUCAUUUGACAAAGCAACAGUGUAAAACCUUUUGGUGUGGAUGUUUCCUGGAUGGGUGCUUCUUUGAGCUGUUCAGAGUCUUUAUGGAGCAUGAUGUCCAAAUAUUAACAUAG
Molecule: messenger RNA, 2183 nt
Organism: Acomys russatus (golden spiny mouse)
Lineage: Eukaryota; Metazoa; Chordata; Mammalia; Rodentia; Muridae
Gene: Adgrf2
Product: adhesion G protein-coupled receptor F2
Exons: 7
Coding region: 60-2183 (707 amino acids)
Biological process (GO): cell surface receptor signaling pathway; G protein-coupled receptor signaling pathway
Cellular component (GO): membrane
Molecular function (GO): G protein-coupled receptor activity
Source: RefSeq, a predicted model, not a curated record